ACUGCCACAAAUUCCUGAGCUGCUCUGAGGCUUUGCCCUUUUGUCUUCUGAGAUCCUGUUGAAUUUUGCUGCAAGUGAACCAGAGAGCUUUCCCCUGAAGUAAUAUUGGACCGAUGCAGUUGUGUUUUGAUGGUAUUUUCAAGUCUUCAUGGAUUCAUUUUCCAGACACUUGUUUUCACUCUUUUUGAUUAACACUGUUCUAAGUGGUGGAUCCUGCGAUGUAAGAAGGAUUACCGAACUGAGUGCCUUUGGUGACCCAGGGGGGAAGCAGGAACAGCUGGAUAUAGAGAAUUGCACAUACUGGGAUCAAGUGAAAGCUCCUGAUGGAUACAAUCUGAACUUGUCCAGGCUACUAAUAUCUACUGUACUGUUCUGUCCAUCAUCACCAUGCACGUCCUGCGUCCGGGUGGCUAUCAAGAUAAACAACACAGUGCCGGUGAAAAUAGAAGGAGUACAAAUUCAUUUCUUUGAAUAUAAAAGCAACAGAAACAAUGAGAUCCAGAUCCGAUGGAAGAACCACAUGCAGCCCAUCAAUGCUGCGGACUUUGUCUUCGAAUGCUUUGAAUCAGAUGGUGGUUCUCAAGUGGAGGUUGCAGUUAAGACAAUCCCGGAUUAUGGACCCCAGUUGACUGCAAAUUAUAUUGUGGAGGAUUAUGAAAAGGGUCCAAGGAUCAGUUAUUCAGUUAUUCCUGAGCAGAAGCAAAUCAUAGUUACUGCUCCCCCAGGGCAUAUGGUGAAAGCUAUGUUAUGUUACAAGCGGGGCCUGUUAUGUCGCGAGCUAAGUAAACACUCGAUUCAGCUGAUUAACACCACAUCGACUCUGUCUUAUGACUAUCUGCUUCCUUGCCUCUGUAUCCAGGCAUUUUACCCUGGGCAUGACAGCCAUCGAACAACAGACUGUCCAUUCACUGAUGCUCCUGAAGCCUUUGGUCCUGAUCUCUGGAGGUCAAGCAAUUUCUCAGAUCUGAUUCAACACAAGAACAACAUGGCGGUCCGUUAUAAUGGGAAAUGCUUAAUUAAACCUCACGUAGUCCUCUGUUGGAAGUCAAAUGGGUCGUGUGUCGAGUUUGAGGUGUCGGCCACCAAGUUUUUAAAGUCCGGCUAUGUCUUUGAGAGCGUUGACAAACAUUCCCAGAUGUGUUUCAAGUUUAAGUAUAAAAACAGCAGCCACAUUGAAUGCCGAAACAGGCCAGACACUGAUUGGAAUGUAACCAUGGAGGUAGAAUCAAACAAGCUCAUGCUUACGUUCGUUUCACAUUUCCCAGCAUCUUUCAGUGCUGUUCUAUGCAAGUCAGUAGGAGAUGACUGCAAAAAUACAAGCCUGAUCUACUGCAUAAGUCAGACUGAACUAAGCUCCCAGAAGCUCCUUAUGAUCUUGCCUGUGGAAAGUCCAGAAUUCUGUGUAAGGGUGUGGCGUUCUGAUGUGAAUUUCUCUGGGAAGCAGCUACUUUGUCCACACUAUUCCCGACAAUGGAUGGGGCUGGGUCUCUUGGGCAUGCUGAUUGUGUUAGUCAUUGUGCUGUUGGUUAUUUAUGUGGUCUGGCAGUUUACAACUAAAGUUGUGUCAGCCCCUCUGUGGAGCAGAACAGUCUUGUUGAUGUACUCACCAGACUCUGAGGAACACAAGACUUUGAUCUGUGCUUUCGCAGAUAUCCUGAAGACUGAAUUGGACUGCAAUGUUAUACUCGACCUAUGGGAUAGUGGUAGUGUGGCGGAAAUUGGCAUUGUGUCGUGGCUUUACAGCAAGAGGGAACUUGUGGAGACCGAAGGAGGAAAGAUAAUAAUCAUUUGGUCAAGGAAAAGCCAGGAAAUGUACAAAGAGUGGUACAUGUUGGAGCCGGUAUCUGGACUCGACCACGAUGACCUGCAUGACCUUUUCAGCACAUCGAUGGCUUGCAUUUAUAAUGACAUUUUAAGAAACAGAAGAAUUAAGGAUUACAGUAUUAUUUACUUUAAUGGACUAUGUAGCAAAGAAAAUAUUCCAGAAAUUUUUGCCAAGAUCCCUAAAUACCAAAUGCUGAAGGAUUUUUCGAGCCUUGUGAGUGAACUGCAGUCUCUCGUUGAUCUGCCUUGCAGACUCAAGUUAAGCACAAAGUAUUUGGUGUGUAAAAUCCUGAAGUCCGAGAAAAUGCAAAGGCUGAAAAGAAAGAUAGAACAGUCUAGAAAGUUGCAGGAGCAGAGGCAUCUCUGCUCUAAGGACCAAGGUUGCUCAGAUUGAGAAAAACUUAUCAGAAGAACUUCACAGGUAAUUGGAAAGAGAGGGAGCAGAGACCUACCUUACAUCUCUUGAUUGUGCCUUUAUUUGAUGGUACUCUAUUGACACAUAGCUAAUAUGUGCUUUGUAAAGCAACCCACAUGGCUGAUGCUCAGAAUGUGAGGGAGCCUGUCACACAUAGAAGAAGCAAUUUGAUCUAUGAAUAUGUUUCACUUUAUCCAUUGCUUGAAGUCAGCUUUGCAGAGUCAGCUCACAAGGUGAAAAACAAAAUGAGAAGAAAGAAAUCCUGAUAAUGAAAGGAAAAGGAAGAUGGAAAGAAAUGAUGGGGCUGAGAGACACAAACAGCAGCUGAGUGAUAUAAACCAAGGAGGGAGUGUAGAAGAGACAGAGCGUUUUAUCUUGGGCAACUUAUUUCAAAGCACUUACUCAGAAUAUUCCAGCAUCAAUCCAAUCCUCUCAGGGAAACACAUACAGUACCUGCAAACAAGCCCAAAAUGGCAGCAGAACUUCAUCUACCUCAUUCCAUAUGUUGCAUUUGAAAAACAAUCUGAUGUCACGUUGUUACAGUAGCCAGCUGGCUGCUGGGAAUUGUCUUCUAUUCCAUAUGAGCUCCCUUUAGCCACAACAGGAUAUCAAAACUUCACCUCACGGUACUACUUAUGUGCGGAUGGCAGACUCAGUGAACACUUGAACUAUUAGGGUCUGGUAGGAUUUAUGACUUCCUAACACCACAUUCCAUGAAUACUCCCAUGCUGUUGAUGUAUUAAUGCUGACUAGAAGGAGAUGCAUCCGCUACUUGUGGAGAAACAUUUAUACUCAAUACCUCUGUACUUCACAGAGUCCAAGAACUCUGAAUGCACGAAAUUGUGGAUGAGGACUUCUUACACUGCUUUUUUGUCAGAUCUUUUUUUAAAAAGAAAAGCUUUGUUUGUUAUUAUGUGUUAUAAGAAUCCAGAAUUCUGGAUUCUCACUUGUUCAAUUGAUUCAAUGUAAUGUUGUGUCAGUAAGGAAUAAUCAAUUUCCUCAAAGUGUUUGGCAAAUAGCAAACUAAGUACAGAGUGAUAGUUUGAAAACAGACUAUAGAUACAAUAUAUACCGGGUCCUGUCUGCAUGGAUCAUUUUUUGGUAUCUAUUUGGAUUUAUACAGUGUUAAGCCACAUGGUUAGCAUUUACAUCAUCUCUCAUUCAGUAACUUGUGAUGUCUUCUUUUUCCAUUUGUACCUUCUGAGCCUUUUCUUCUUUAUUUAUACCCAGUUUGGCUACAUUCUGAUAUUCACAUUCUCUUACACUUAUAACAACAGUCCGAGGAGCCACGUCCCUUCCCCACAGGCCAGCAAUUCUUCAUGAUCCAGAGAAUGUCAUAAACUUGUUAGCUGCUCCACCCCCUUUGAUCACUAUGGACUGUGGCUAUUUUGAUCUUUCAAUUUAACCCUUUCCUUGUUUAAUGCAAACUAUUUGACAUGUAGACCUAAAGUCAUACUAAUAAGCAUAUAUUCUUUAAUUAAGUAUCACUUUUCACAAAAUCAAUUAACAUAAAACACAAUCGUGAUUUUAUCUAGUCAUGCUUUAGUCUGGCUCUUACACUUUUCUCCAUAGGGCUAGGACAGAAGCCACUUCAGGCUGCAUAUCACAUCCAAUCCUCUCCAUUAUAAUAAAUUGGAAACAUAUGUAAUUGGAUGGGCUAUAAACAACUAGACCUUCUGCCUUCUUAUGGACAUAUUGCUCACAAGAACCAUCAAGGUUUAACAAUAGAAAAUCAAAAGUACCAAGCAGUAUUAUUCAACAUUAAAAUGCACAGGUUUCAGUUCCUGUUUAUCUUCUACUGAGUCUUGUUAAUAAGGUCUUAUUUUACAGUUUUCCUUUAGUGAAGAUAUCUGGUCCAUUAACAAACCACUUUCUAAAGAAAAUAUCUUUAUAACCAAUGUUACUUCAUAUCAGUGUCAUUGUAAUCUUUGUGGGUCCACCUUCAGCAAAGGAGGUCUGUUAGAAAUUGUGACCACAUAUGUGCAGAAGAAAAUUGUUAUUUUUAAUAAAACUAAGGGUGGCACUAACUAGAACAUAGUAUUUGGUAUGUAACUAAACAGACUAGACAGUAAAAGGCAUUUACGUGUACUGGGGCAAAAUUGCACAAAACAUUGGUUAGGCUGCACUUGGAGCAUUGUGUGCAGUUCUAGUUGCCACACUACAGGAAGGAUGUGAUUAAGCUGGAGAGGGUGCAGAAAAUAUUCACAAGAUGUUGCCUGCAUUGGAGGGCUUGAGUUAUCAGGAGAGAUUGGAUAGGCUGGGUCUGUCUUCCCAGGAGUGAAGGAGGCUAAGAGGUGACAUGAUGGAGGUAUAUAACAUUAUGAGAGGCGUAGGUGGGCAGUGCCUCUUUCCCGUGGUAGGGUGUCUAAAACUAGAGGGCAUAGAUUUAAGUUGAGAUGGAGGAGGUGUAAAGGGGAUCUGAGGGGUAAAUUUUUCACACAAAGAGUAGUUUGUAUCUGGAAUGAUGUGGUAGAGGCAGGAACAUUAACAACAGUGAGGAGGCAUCUGGAAAGGUACUUGAAUGAGCAAGGACUACAGGGAUAUGGACUUAAUGCAAGCAAGUGGGAUUAGUAUAGAUAGGCACGAUGACUGGCAUAGCCACAGUGGGCCGAAGCGCCUGUUUCUAUGCUCUGCACCUCUAUGAUUCUAUGAAUGCAAGGUAUGGUAAUCUAAAAUGGAUUUCAAGUAGAUAUAGAUGAGCUAAUGGAAUGUGCAAAUGGUUUCCUUCUGUGCUGAAUCAUUGUGUGAUUUUACAAUAUUUCUUCUACACCCACUUCCAAAAACAAAAACAAAGUUUCGGCCCUUCCAUUUCAAUGCUGUGCAAUUUGUCUUUAGGGGCUAGGGCACACUGCUACCUCAAGGGCAGAUAUCAUUGAGUCAUGGAGAGAAACUGCAUAAAACAUGCCUUUCAACCCAUUUGUUCUG
Messenger RNA from Pristis pectinata (smalltooth sawfish), 5164 nucleotides. RefSeq names its product interleukin-17 receptor E-like. The record is from RefSeq and is a predicted model, not a curated record. NCBI's taxonomy places the organism in Eukaryota, Metazoa, Chordata, Chondrichthyes, Rhinopristiformes, Pristidae. Bases 149 to 2218 code for a protein of 689 amino acids. Gene Ontology annotation, molecular function: interleukin-17 receptor activity. The transcript has 16 exons.